This is a messenger RNA of Lontra canadensis (Northern American river otter), 2103 nucleotides long. It is a transcript of the gene PTGER3, whose product is annotated as prostaglandin E receptor 3. The transcript is spliced from 3 exons. Gene Ontology annotation, cellular component: plasma membrane. Gene Ontology annotation, biological process: negative regulation of gastric acid secretion; inflammatory response; positive regulation of cytosolic calcium ion concentration. Bases 120 to 1214 code for a protein of 364 amino acids. Gene Ontology annotation, molecular function: prostaglandin E receptor activity. The record is from RefSeq and is a predicted model, not a curated record. NCBI's taxonomy places the organism in Eukaryota, Metazoa, Chordata, Mammalia, Carnivora, Mustelidae.
GGCAGCCCAGCCCUAGCCCCAGUCCGGGUGGACACCGACCUUCGCCGCCGCCCGCGCCCCGCCCGCCAGCUCCCGCUGCUGUUCUCCGGGCGCCGUCCCCUCCUCACCUCGAAGCCAGCAUGAAGGAGACCCGGGGCGACGGGAGCGCCCCUUUCUGUACCCGCCUCAACCACUCUUACCCGGGCAUGUGGUCGCUCGAGCUCUCCGCCGCGGCGCAGGGCAACCUCACGGGUUCCCGGGACCCCCGCGAGGACUGCGGCUCCGUGUCGGUAGCCUUCCCGAUCACCAUGUUGAUCACCGGCUUCGUGGGCAACGCGCUGGCCAUGCUGCUCGUGUCGCGGAGCUACCGGCGGCGGGAGAGCAAGCGCAAGAAGUCGUUCCUGCUGUGCAUCGGCUGGCUGGCGCUCACAGACCUGGUCGGGCAACUGCUCACCAGCCCGGUGGUCAUCGUCGUGUACCUGUCCAAGCAGCGCUGGGAGCAUCUCGACCCGUCGGGGAGGCUCUGCACCUUCUUCGGUCUGACCAUGACCGUCUUUGGGCUCUCCUCGCUCUUCAUCGCCAGCGCCAUGGCCGUCGAGCGGGCGCUGGCCAUCCGGGCGCCGCACUGGUACGCGAGCCACAUGAAGACGCGCGCCACCCGCGCGGUGCUGCUCGGCGUGUGGCUGGCGGUGCUCGCCUUCGCCCUGUUGCCGGUGCUGGGCAUAGGCCAGUACACCAUCCAGUGGCCCGGGACAUGGUGCUUCAUUAGCACCGGGGAAGGAGGCAACGGGACUAGCGCGUCGCACAACUGGGGCAACCUCUUCUUCGCCUCCACCUUUGCCUUCCUGGGGCUCUCGGCGCUGGCCGUCACCUUCGCCUGUAAUCUGGCCACCAUUAAGGCCCUGGUGUCCCGCUGCCGGGCCAAGGCCACCGCGUCGCAGUCCGGCGCCCAGUGGGGCCGGAUCACCACCGAGACGGCCAUCCAGCUCAUGGGGAUCAUGUGCGUGCUGUUGGUCUGCUGGUCGCCGUUGCUGAUAAUGAUGUUGAAAAUGAUCUUCAAUCAGACAUCGGUUGAGCACUGCAAGACUCACACUGAAAAGCUGAAAGAAUGCAACUUCUUCUUAAUAGCUGUGCGCCUGGCCUCACUGAACCAGAUCUUGGAUCCCUGGGUUUAUCUGCUGCUAAGAAAGAUCCUUCUUCGAAAGUUUUGUCAGGAGGAAUUUUAUGGAGAUUAAAAAUUGAGCAUGCUGCCAAGAUCACAUCACUGGAAGUUCCUCAACUUUCUUUUUAUUAAGGAGAGAAAAUAUCACAGAAAAACUGUACCUCCUAACCCAUUCCCCUUCACUUUCCCCCCUAUACCCACCCAUCCAGAAGCUGGUAUGACCUGUUCCCAUGCAUGUUUUUGUAAUUUUACUACACAUAUAUGCAUCCAUUAAAUUUGUAUCCUUUUGUUUUAUGAGUUUAGAGUAUUUACAUACAUGUUUUCAUAUUAUAUGUAUGACUCACUACUUGGUUUUCUUCACUCGAAAUUGUAUUUCUUGGGAUUUAUCCAUAUCGAAACAUGAAACUUUAGAUCAUUAAUUUUAACUGCUGUAGAGUAUCCCAUAAUUUGAAGAAAGCAUAAUUUGUCAGUUCCCUGACAAGAGAAAAUUAUUUUAUUUCACUAUAAUAAGCUGCAUUGAAAAAAAAAUUCACCAGUGUACAUGUUAGCUUGUGCACAUCAGCAUGAGUUUCUCUCAGACAGAUGCCUAGGAGGGGAAGUGCCGGUCAGAGGGGAUAUGCAUCUUCUUAUAUUCACAUGUGUAAGAGUUUCCUCCAUGUGUAUCUAUACCAACAUUUGUGAUACUUUAGCUUUUUAUGUCCUUAUAAGCAUGAAAUAGUAUCUCAUUAUUAAUUUAUUUUACAUUUUCCUGAUUGAAAUGUGAGGUUGAGAAUUUUUGUUACUGAUGAUUUGGUUUUCUUCUGUGUCUGGCCUGUUUUUAAAAUUGACAAUUUCCCCUGGGUUAUAUGUCAAUUUAUUACUGAUUUGCAAGGGUCUUAAAAAUAUCUUCUGGAUAAAAAUCCUUUUCUGGUGUUUAUUAAAUGCAAUGGAUUCUUUUAACUCCUCUGUAAAUCUUCCCUCUC